AAAAAUGUAGGUAUAGUAAUUCACCCAAUUAGUUGGUAUUCGAUUAAAAUUUUCCAAGAAAAACAACAUAAUUAUUCAACUAACAACGAUAAAUAAAGAAAAAAUUUCAUUAGUAACCCAUUAAAACUGUCCUUAUCAUAAAUGUGAGCAUUUCAGUAUAUUCAAUUCACGUAUUAAAGAAGUGAUAAGAACUUACUGUACCUUCCUUUAGUUUUACGACAUUUUAUGCUAUAAAAUAUAAGAAUACCAUUUCUACUUAACCUUAACCGUGAUGGCUAUCAAUUCUGGAGUCUUACACUUUGAAUAUAAACUUUCACUAUAAAAACUCUAGAUUAAAGUUCUAACAAUAUAGUUGUGUUUCAAAUGCAGUAGAAAUGAUAUCCUUUAUUGUGUUUACCCUUUUUGUGCAUUUCUUGGGAGCUGAAGAAAUUGUCGAUUGGAAAAAUGUCCCACCAAGAAAUGUCGACGAUCGAAUAACAGCCAAUCCAAAUAUCGAUGAAGUUUCUUCGGAACAACAAGGACGCAUAACAAAUGGAAAAGUUGCUGAACCAAAACAAUUUCCCUAUCAAGUUGGACUAUUGCUUUAUGGAGAUGAAGGAAAGUCAUGGUGUGGAGGAACACUUAUUUCGGAACAAUGGAUUAUAUCGGCAGCACAUUGUGCUGAAGGAGUCAAUAGUGCUGAUGUAUAUUUGGGAGCUACAAAUCGAACUGAUCGUUCUGAAGCUGGACAACAAAUAGUUAAAGUAGAAAAGGAUAAUAUUAUUGUUCAUGAAGCAUGGGAUCGGGAAAGAUUACUGAAUGAUAUUUCUUUGUUUAAAUUACCAAACGCCUUAGAAUUGAGUGAUUACAUAAAACCAGCAAAACUCCCAGAAUCAGGAGAUACUUCAACGUACCAAGGGAAAAAGGCAAUAGCAUCAGGAUGGGGACGUGAUAGUGAUUCUGCCAGAGGAGCUUCUGAAGUACUUCGAUGGAUUGAAGUUCCAAUUAUGGCCAACAAUUUGUGCGGGAUUUAUUAUAUGGGAAAUAUUAAAGAUACAAAUAUUUGUAUUAAUACGAGAGGAAGAAAAUCAACAUGCAAUGGAGAUUCUGGUGGUCCUUUAGUUCUAGCUGAUGGAAGUGAUACCUUGAUUGGGGCAACAUCAUUUGGUAUUGUUUUUGGCUGUGAAGUUCAGUUUCCUGGAGUAUUUACAAGGAUAACAUCGUAUUUGGAUUGGAUAAAUGAAAAGACUGGAGAUUCUAAAAAUGAAUAAAUAUUUCAAUCAGGGGAAUAUUUUAAAAGGUAAAAUUAAUAUAGUUUUUGUGAAAGUUAGUUCCACUUUGAAAAUUAAAAAGAACUUAAAGCAGAUA
Episyrphus balteatus (marmalade hoverfly) is the source of this 1347-nucleotide messenger RNA. Its product is annotated as brachyurin-like. The transcript has 4 exons. Bases 375 to 1250 code for a protein of 291 amino acids. Gene Ontology annotation, biological process: proteolysis. Lineage: Eukaryota; Metazoa; Arthropoda; Insecta; Diptera; Syrphidae. The record is from RefSeq and is a predicted model, not a curated record. Gene Ontology annotation, molecular function: serine-type endopeptidase activity.